AUGUCUACAGCUGUAAUUCCUCAAGGUACCAUCUAUGAACCUCGGUCUUAUCACGAUACCAAUAACAACAAUGAUAAUAUCAAAACAAAUGUAUUAUCAUCUACUGUACCUGCUUCAUUGUUACAACCCAAUCAACAAGAAACGGAAUCUGAAGAAGAAAAGAAAAAAAAGAAAAAGAAGACUUUAAGACAUGCUGUUGGGCUUAUUGUCAUUGACCCUAUCACAAAAGGGGUACUGAUGUUAUCAAGCAAGAAAAGAGAAGGUGCUUACGUUUUACCAAAGGGUGAUUGUUUGGUAGAACCUAAAACUGAAACUUAUGAAGAAGCUGCCUUCCGUGUCUUAUAUGAAGCUGGUAUCAAGGCAUCUAGCUUAUCACGAAAAGUGGGUGUAUACACUGAAGCCAAUAAAAAAGGCAAGAUUAUUGCUCAUCAUGCUAUGUUUGAAGUCUCCUCUUUUACUCUUCUACAACCUUCCCCAGAAUUUGGUCGUACUAGAGUUUGGGUAUCCUAUGAAAACGCUAUCAAAGCUAGCCUUGAUCGUCCCAUGUCCUGUAUUGCAUUGAAAAAUUCAUCCAUUCGCCAAUGAUUUCCCCUAAUUUUACAUAUAUCACUUAUAACUGAAUAAAAAGAAAUCUUAUUAUUGUUGUGCCUUUU
Messenger RNA from Halteromyces radiatus, 653 nucleotides. RefSeq lists its product as uncharacterized. NCBI's taxonomy places the organism in Eukaryota, Fungi, Mucoromycota, Mucoromycetes, Mucorales, Cunninghamellaceae. Bases 1 to 585 code for a protein of 194 amino acids. Gene Ontology annotation, cellular component: nucleus; cytoplasm. The record is from RefSeq and is a predicted model, not a curated record. The transcript is spliced from 3 exons.